Messenger RNA from Momordica charantia (bitter melon), 3413 nucleotides. RefSeq names its product nucleolar-like protein. The record is from RefSeq and is a predicted model, not a curated record. NCBI's taxonomy places the organism in Eukaryota, Viridiplantae, Streptophyta, Magnoliopsida, Cucurbitales, Cucurbitaceae. Gene Ontology annotation, biological process: maturation of SSU-rRNA. Gene Ontology annotation, cellular component: small-subunit processome; Noc4p-Nop14p complex; nucleolus.
AUCUGCCCCGUCGCCUGCCGCUUUUGCUUUUGCCGGCGUAACGACAGCUUCUGGUUCAACCAAAAACCCUGCCACUGCAUAAACCCUAGAGGAACCUCUCUAAAAUCGUUCUCUCGGCGAAUCAAUGGCCAAGUUAUCCAGCCUUAGCUCCGGCAACAACGACAAGAAGAACCAGAAGAAGAAGAAGAAGAAGAGUUCUGGUCCGAAAGCCUUGGCGAUGAAGGUCAGUGCUCCGAAGCCGAAUCCUUUUGAGAGCAUUUGGUCUCGUCGGAAAUUUGACGUUCUUGGGAAGAAACGUAAGGGAGAAGAGCGUCGUAUUGGCCUUGCUCGUUCACACGCCAUUGAGAAGAGGAAGAAGACGCUAUUGAAGGAGUACGAGCAGAGUGGCAAGGCUACAAAAUUUACCGAUAAGCGAAUUGGGGAGCAGGACGAAGAGCUUGGGGAGUUUGAUAAGGGUAUUUUGCGUUCGCAGCGUGAACGGAAGCUAAAACUGAACAAGAGUAGCAAAUAUAACUUAUCUGAUGGAGAAGAAGAUGAUUAUUUUGGAAGUCAAAGUCUUGGUGCGUUAACUGCAAGUGAUGAUUUUGAGGAUGAAGUAAUGCCGGAUGACGACGACGCGGCAGCUGCUGAAACAAGGAAAGUUCCUUUUCAUGAUGCACAGUAUCAGCAAAAAGGUGGUUUAUUAGAAGGAGAGGAAACUAAGCGCAAAAGCAAGAAGGAAGUGAUGGAUGAGAUUAUUGCAAAGAGCAAAUUUUUCAAGGCACAAAAAGCAAAGGAUAAGGAAGAAAAUGAACAACUAAUUGAAGAAUUGGACAAGAAGUUUGAAUCAUUGGUCCAGUCUGAGGCAUUGCUAUCACUCACUGGAUCUAGUAAUCCAAAUGCCUUGAAGACUCUUGUUCAAAAGAGUAUUACGAAUGAGAACCCAAAGAAGGAUAAUUUGCCUGCUGCUGCAAAAACUGGAAAUUUUAAUCAGGAAAAACCUGAUGCUUUUGACAAGCUUGUUAAAGAGAUGGCAAUGGAAAUACGUGCACGCCCCUCUGAUAGGACAAAGACACCUGAAGAAAUUGCCCAGGAGGAGCGAGAUCGGCUUGAGCAAUUAGAGGAGGAAAGACAGAAACGGAUGCUUGCGUCAGAUGGUAACUCUAGUGACGAAGAAGAUGAAGAUGCUGAAAAUGCAUCUGUACAAAAGCGAAAAUUUAUCUCUGGGGAUGAUCUUGGCGAUUCAUUCACACUUGAUGAUGAGCGCAGUCAUAAGAAGGGUUGGGUUGACGAGAUUCUUGAAAGAAAGGAUGCUGAUGGCACUGAAAGUGAAGAUGAUGAUUCUGCAGAUGAUUCAGACAGUAGUCAUGAUGAUAGGGAUGAGGAUUCUGAUGAUGAGUCUGAGGAAGAUGAUAGCAUUCAUGGAAUGAAACAUUCUUUAAAGGAUUGGGAACAGAGUGAUGAUGACAUUCUUGACACUAAUUUAGAAGAUGAUGAUGAAUCAAGUGGAGGAGAAAAAGAACCGGAUGAGGACCACCCUAAAGAGGAAGAGGUUGAUCAUGAAGGCCCUCAAAAGGCAUUCAAAAAUGCUGCUGCUAAAAGUAGUAAAAGUACUGGACACUCUGAAGAAGCUAAGAAAUUAGAAAAGGAUACAAAGCGUAAAAGUAAAGAAGAAAUUCCUUAUAUAAUUGAAGCUCCAGAGAGCUUUGACCAAUUUUCGUCAUUAUUGGCUGAUUGUUCAAAUAGUGACAUAAUCUUGAUCGUUGGUCGAAUUCGGGCUAGUAACGCUAUCCAGUUAAAAGAAAAAAAUCUGGAAAAAAUGCAGAGAUUCUAUGGCAUACUUUUGCAAUAUUUUGCUGUAUUAGCAAAUAAGAAGCCAUUAAACGUGGAGCUACUAAGUUUGCUUUUCAAGCCAUUGAUGGAAAUGAGUAUGGAGAUUCCUUUCUACGCUGCAACGUGUGCUAGGAUGAGGAUAUCCCACACUCAUCAACAAUUUUGUGUUCAUAAUAAGAAUCCAGAGAAUAGCUCGUGGCCUUCUUCAAAAACUCUGAUCCUCUUGAGGUUGUGGUCAAUGAUAUUUCCUUGCUCUGACUACCAUCAUGUAGUCAUUACGCCAGCAAUAUUGUUGAUGUGUGAAUAUUUGAUGCGUUGCCCCAUUGUAACGGGACGAGAUAUUGCAGUUGGCUCUUUCUUGUGUUCUCUGCUUCUCUAUGUCGCCAGACAAUCUUUGAAGUUCUGUCCUGAAGCAAUAAACUUUCUCCGAACUCUGUUGGUCGUAGCUGGUGGUAGAAGGUCAUUAUCCUCUCAAAAUCCGCAGAUUUGUCAUCUAGUGGAUUUACAAGCUCUUGGACCGUUGCUGCAUAUACAGAAUCCUAUAAACGAGAUUACUCCCCUGAACUUCUUCUUUAUUAUGGACUUGACCGAAGAUUCUUCUUUUUUUAGCUCCGACAAUUUCAGGGCUGGGUUGCUGUUGACAGUUAUUGGAACUCUCGAAGGAUUUGUUAAUGUAUAUGGUCGAUUGAAUUCCUUCCCCGAAAUCUUCUCGCCAAUUUUGACAAUUUUACAUGAACUGGCACAACAGGAGAGCAUGCCAGCUGUAUUACAGGAUAAAUUCAGAAAUGUCGCUAAAGUCAUUGAAGCCAAAACGGAGGAGCAUUAUAAUGGGCGGCAACCUCUUAGAAUGAGGAAGCAAAAGGCUGUGCCAAUCAAACUACUUAAUCCAAAAUUUGAGGAGAACUUUGUUAAGGGCAGAGACUAUGAUCCAGAUCGAGAACGAUCUGAAAGAAGAAAGCUGCAUAAACUUAUUAAACGUGAAGCUAAAGGGGCGGCCCGUGAACUACGCAAGGAUAACCAUUUCUUGUUUGAGGUGAAGGCCAGAGAUAAGGCACUGCAGGAAGAAGAAAGAGCGGAAAAAUACGGAAGGGCAAGAGCUUUCCUUCAAGAACAAGAGCACGCCUUCAAAUCUGGGCAGUUGGGAGGAAAAGGAAGGAAGAGAAGGAAAUGAAACUUGUGAAUCCAAUCCUUGUUGCCUGACUUGUGUUUCAUGGUCACGUAGAGUGACAAAGAAUGCACAUCAUCUGCAAUACUCAACUCUGCGAAGAAAGCGGCCACCAUAGAAUCAAUCGAAUCCAUUCGCAUCCCUGGCCAUAUAACUACAUGGAAUCAAUCAAAAUCUUGGUAAGAGCUAAUAUUUAUAUUUAUAGUAUUCAUUUCUCAUCCAUUUCACUGAUUAGCUUCAUAAGUAUGAAGCCUCUCUCUGAUUUUGAUUAGUUUCUUUAUGUAUACUUAUGGAAUACAGUUUAUUAGGAUAGGUCUUAGAUGAAUGUAAGGGAACCAAAAAGUAGGGAUAUCCUUUGCGAAAAAAAAAAAGAAAAAAAAAACAGGGAUAUGGCCAUAUGAGAAUGAUUUAUGAAGAUUAAUUCCAUUGAAAUCAA